Messenger RNA from Colletotrichum acutatum, 1421 nucleotides. RefSeq lists its product as uncharacterized. Lineage: Eukaryota; Fungi; Ascomycota; Sordariomycetes; Glomerellales; Glomerellaceae. Bases 282 to 1349 code for a protein of 355 amino acids. The transcript has 4 exons. The record is from RefSeq and is a predicted model, not a curated record.
CAAUGUCACUCUUCGUUAACUUGCAGACGCGUGAGGGGUUAACGGAAUCAACCAAAGUCGGAACAGAAGAUGAGUGGCAAUUAUGAGCCGCUGCUCCAAUUGGGGUGUCGAAGAGUUGUCUACUAUAAAGAACAGCAUGGAUCCAAGUCGAGGCAUCCUCCGACCCUUGUUCGACUUGGUUGCUCUGUAAUCUGCCUAGUUUGAAAGAUCGUAGAAGCUUUCACGACGACAACUCUUAGAAUCUACGAAUCCCUUACAUUCACUCAUUCCUUGCUGUAGUUAUGGCUCCCGGGAUCCUUCAGUCCGAAUCUCCAACCUUGGUCCCAGCGACCCUGCCUCAGGAGAAGCUGAAGCCAAGCAAGAAUGCACCCGCCAACUCUACAGAAGAUAUCUACGGCAACUAUUCUCCUGCCAAUCCAGAGACCCUCAGUCUUGAGUCCAACUUUGGCCCUAUGGACCCCACGACUAUCGGCUAUCUUCAACCGACCACUGCCGAUACCCCAAUUGAAAUAAUGCGAGAACGCUUCGAACGUGAUGGGUACCUUUUUAUCAAGAACCUUCUUCCCCACGAACCUGUCCUCGAAUGCCGCCGAGCCUACUUCAACCACAUGAGCCCAAGCGGCCUCCUUGAGCCAGGCAGCGAGCCAGUCAACGGCACAUUCUCAGGAAAGGACACUCGCAAAUACCUCCCCCCGGAAAUCUCCGUCGUCUAUGACGCCGAGAGCGACAAGUACGCCGAGCUCAUGGUCACUGCGCAUGAAGCCGACUUUUACGUCAACUUCUGCAAGUUCCCAGAGCUCCGCGAGUUCGUCAGUCACUUCACCGGCUGGCCAUCCCCGCACAUGCUCCAACGGACGAUGCUUCGCGCAUUCGUCCCCAACAGUGAGCUUACGCCCGUACAUUUUGAUCAAAUGUAUCUCCGAGCGGGGCCGCCAACGAGCUUGACCGCUUGGGUUCCUAUCGGUCCCGUGUCCCUCGAAGGAGGCGGCUUGAUGUACCUCCAAGGGUCGACAGACAUUGGUAUGAAGACUGAAGAUGACUUUGCUGCGCAUUCCCACAACCUUACCGACGAGGAGAGAGUGAGCGCCUUCAAUAAGAACAUGAAUGACGGCGGUUUCCUCAGUAGGGACACGGUGUCUUAUGGGAAGGAGACGAAGAGGAAAUGGCUAAUUGCCGAGUAUGAGACUGGAGAUGUCAUCUUUCACAACCCUUACAUGGUGCAUGCAAGCUGCAAGAAUAAGGACCCUGACUCGAGGAUCCGUCUGGCCACAGAUCUGCGAUUCGUUGAUCCCGAGAAACCUUAUGACAGGCGCUGGAUGAAGGUAUAUAAGCCACUUGAUGGAUUGUAAACAUUGAAUUUGGAGGAGAGUCCUGUGUCAAGCUCACAUCAUGUAAAUUACUUUCGGGUACCGCUUUCAAAC